GAACUUCUUCCGGGUCACUGUCGGUAGUCUCAACCUGGGGCGGGAACUUCUUUCCUCUUCGGUGUAACUCAAGGCUGCACCGGCUGAAGGUGCUUGUGAUUUGGUGAUGAGUUCGCAGAAAGGCAACGUGGCUCGCUCCAGGCCACAGAAGCACCAGAAUACGUUCACUUUCAAAAAUGACAAGUUUGAUAAGAGUGUUCAGACCAAGAAAAUUAAUGCAAAACUUCAUGAUGGAGUAUGUCAGCGCUGCAAAGAAGUUCUCGAGUGGCGUGUAAAAUACAGCAAAUACAAACCUCUGUCAAAGCCUAAGAAGUGUGUUAAAUGUUUACAGAAGACAGUAAAGGACUCUUACCACAUAAUAUGUAGACCAUGUGCCUGUGAGCUUGAAGUUUGCGCAAAAUGUGGAAAGAAAGAAGACAUUGUCAUUCCGUUUAAUAAAGAACCAGGAAAUUCAGCAAAUACUGAAAAUCAAGGCUCUAACUGUAGACGAAGCUGCAGAGGGGAGGAAGACAGUGACGAGGAUUUAGACGCUGACGCUGACUCGGAUGGGGAGGAUGGGGACUCUUAGGUGGCCUGACAGCACCGUGUUGGUUGCAGAGUGCUUGGCAGACACAGAGACAUCCAAUGUGGGAGUCUGAAAAGGCUGGUCCAAAUCAGGCAGAGCUGACGCAUGAGCAGUAUAAAUUAUUUAUAACAUUUGAAUAACAGAAACUUUCAGGUUUUCACAAUAAAACUUGAGCUGCAUAUAUAGAAUAUGUAUGGAAACUUCCUGUGGCAUGUUGUACAAUCUAUGGGAAUUGUUUAGAAAAGCAUAUUAUCUAAUGUCAGACUAUCCAGUGUUGAGAAUUGCUGGUUGUACAGAACUAUCUCUUGGAAAAUUAAGAUGAUUAACUCAUAGUGAGUACAUUUUUGUAACCUGACUUCACGUGUGUAACUUCCUUAGCAAAAGCCCCCUUAUAUCUUACAAAGCAAAACCAUUUAUUUUUAUACACAAACACACAUAUAAAAUCAGGUGUAGUGAUUUUCCUUCAAAAAUAUUUUUAUAUAUGCCAUUCCAUUGUUUUUACCUUUUCCAGUUUGGAAAUACAUACUCAGAAAAAAUUGUGUGGAGUAUAUAGUUAAUAACGGGAAAGGAAACUAGCCUUCAUACUCAAUGGAGAUACUCGCAGUGUCAGACGCUCCGGUGAUGCUCUUCCAUGUAAGCUAUUACAUUGCUCUGAGUUCUCACUUUGCUGCCAGUGGUUCUACUUGUGGGUAGUGUAGGUUAGCUUUGUGUGAUUGCUGAAGUGUGUGUCCUGAUGCUUAAAAUCCUAAAGCUAUAGAAAGGUGGUGAGGCAAGACAAUGAACUUUUCCACACUCUCUUCAUCAAUUCUCAAUUUUAAUGUUUUAUUAUGUUUUCUUUGUGACUUAAUCUCCACAUAUGUAUAUAUGACAUGUAUGUAUGUGUAUAUAUGUGCAUAUAUAUUUUCUGAACCAUUGAAAUAAAUGUGAAAC
Molecule: messenger RNA, 1495 nt
Organism: Chionomys nivalis (European snow vole)
Lineage: Eukaryota; Metazoa; Chordata; Mammalia; Rodentia; Cricetidae
Gene: C8H9orf85
Product: chromosome 8 C9orf85 homolog
Exons: 4
Coding region: 107-568 (153 amino acids)
Source: RefSeq, a predicted model, not a curated record